Salvelinus sp. IW2-2015 is the source of this 2240-nucleotide messenger RNA. The record is from RefSeq and is a predicted model, not a curated record. NCBI's taxonomy places the organism in Eukaryota, Metazoa, Chordata, Actinopteri, Salmoniformes, Salmonidae.
CACACACGCGCGCAUUUGGAGACCCAAGCACGGCAUUCGCACUGCACAUCGGGAUCCACCAACACACCGACGGACAGUCGACGGCUCCUUUAAGAAAAACGAAGUCAGAAAAUAUCACCCCUCCUUCUUCAGAUCUCCACUUGGAUGGUAUUGCAUCAAAGAAAACCUUCACUGGAGUUGCAAGUGAUCGAGGACACGAUGGGGACUGUUUUUGAACAUCUUUACAUGAAUAUCUGAAGCAUUCCAAGUGAGGGAAGAGCGCGACGAGUCAUCAUUAAUUAAGCUACUUGACAACCUCGAUAUUGAUUGACAGCUUGCUUGUUGAGCGAGACUAGAGUAUCAAUGUUUUUCUUCUGUACGGGGCAUUUUACACCAGUCUCAAGCGUGAAGUCGUAGCCUAGUGCCGCUUGUCUAUGAACGGUCUCCAGGAGAAAGAGAAGGAGCUCUGUACUGGAUUGCGGUGUUUUUUUCUAUUGCUGGACUUACGCUGGCAGUCUAACAACCACCCUCUCUGGAGAGACGAGCACAAUAUUCUUAAUCUUGCAUUUGGAGUUAGGUGUUUAUUUUCCCUCAGCCCUGGCCUCGUAGAAGACGUUUAGAGUCCGAUUGGAAUCGGCUAGAGUGACAGGCCGAUGGCGCAACGGUAUGAAGACCUUCCCCACUAUGGAAUGGACGGAGUAGGGCUGCCCUCGACUAUGUACGGGGACCCUCAUGCAGCGCGCUCCAUGCAGGCGGUUCACCUGAACCACGGGCCCCAGUUCCACUCGCACCAGUACCCGCACUCAACACACGCCAGUGCCAUACCGCCCAGUAUGGGCUCCUCCGUCAACGACGCUAUAAAAAGAGACAAAGAUGCCAUUUACGGGCACCCCCUUUUCCCACUUCUAGCUCUAAUUUUUGAAAAAUGUGAAUUAGCAACUUGCACGCCGAGAGAAACUGGGGUCGCUGGAGGCGACGUGUGUUCCUCUGAGUCUUUCAACGAGGAUAUAGCAGUAUUUUCAAAGCAGAUUCGAUCAGAGAAGCCUAUAUUUUCAUCAAAUCCAGAAAUUGAUAAUUUGAUGAUACAAGCAAUUCAAGUAUUACGGUUUCAUCUGCUCGAGCUGGAGAAGGUACACGAGUUAUGCGAUAAUUUCUGUCAUCGAUACAUCAGCUGCUUGAAAGGAAAAAUGCCGAUCGAUUUGGUCAUAGACGACAGGGACGGUGGAAAUAAAUCCGACAGUGAAGAUUUUACAAGAUCGUCUGGGCCUCUUGAUCAGAUCUCGUGGAGCAGAGACCACGAUGACACGGCAUCAGUUCGCUCGGCGGGGACUCCCGGGCCCUCCAGUGGGGGACACACGUCACACAGUGGGGACAACAACAGUGAAGAAGGUGACUGCAUGGACAACGGGGUGGCCUCUCCCAGCACUGGGGACGACGACGACCCUGACAAGGAAAAGAGGGAUCGUCACAACAAGAAGCGAGGCAUCUUCCCUAAAGUGGCCACCAACAUCAUGAGGGCGUGGCUCUUCCAGCACUUGACGCAUCCUUACCCUUCGGAAGAGCAGAAGAAACAACUGGCCCAGGACACGGGGUUAACGAUCCUACAAGUCAACAAUUGGUUCAUCAACGCGAGACGAAGAAUUGUACAGCCCAUGAUCGACCAGUCCAAUAGAGCAGUGACUGGAGGAGGGCCCUACACCCCAGAUGGUCAACCAAUGGGAGGGUUCGUUAUGGACGGCCAGACACACAUGGGAAUCAGACCACCUGGGCCCAUGGGUGGGAUGGGCAUGGGUAUGGGCGUGGAGGGACAGUGGCACUACAUGUGACUCCUUGCGGACUUAAGCACAGAGCCUAAAGGGACGCACUCAGAACUGCCAGGUAUUCCCGAGGACGGCGUGUCCCAUGGCGGUCGGAUCAGCACGGAUAUGGGCAUCGCUCUGACCUCCACUGGUGCCCCUACCCUACCCUACCCUCACACCAACCAGCCCCACCGCUGGGGCAGGAUCUCUCAGUGUUGCCCCUCCCUCCGUGACUCUUCCGUGACCCAGCGAUAUCGAUUGCGCUGGUGCCCAGCCCAAACAUACCACCAUCACCUGACUGUUUGUCAGUAGGGCUGGUGGCCCCCCCCCCCCCCUUUUCCAACUCCCCCCAUUUCCUUCAAGUGGUCCAGUCUGAGUAGCCACUGUUGCUGAACCACCACAUGACUAUGAGAGGCCUUGAAACCCCCUCAUGCCUUGUGAGGACUUCUGGAACGUUGUGAG